AUGCCUCCCAAGCGCUCGGUGGCCACAGCGUCGAAGCAGACGAUUGAAGAGUCGUUCCGUGGGACCUCAACGAGGCGUGCCUAUGACACGUACCAGAAACAGUUUGAGACCUUUCUCCAAGCGAAUAAACCGGGACUGCAAGCAUGGCAACAGUGGUUUGUGGCUGAUCCUGGCGCGGGCUUGGUGUGUGCGCUGAAGGACUACAACAGCGACAUGAUUCGCCUCGAUCGGAAGAAGUAUUCCGAGCGACUGACCUUGGCCAGUGCAUUUGAGAAGUACCAAUCGUAUGAACAGUUCGAAGCGGCGUAUUCAGGGUAUACGAAAUCGUACGCCAAGCUGCUGCGCGAGCGAAGCGACCAGGAGCGCAGCGACUCACGAGCGUUGCGAGUCGGCGCGCAGCGCCCAGCCCCGCAGUGA
Molecule: messenger RNA, 417 nt
Organism: Aphanomyces astaci
Lineage: Eukaryota; Oomycota; Saprolegniomycetes; Saprolegniales; Verrucalvaceae
Exons: 3
Coding region: 1-417 (138 amino acids)
Source: RefSeq, a predicted model, not a curated record